This is a messenger RNA of Drosophila arizonae, 2569 nucleotides long. RefSeq names its product kelch like ECH associated protein 1 (gene Keap1). Lineage: Eukaryota; Metazoa; Arthropoda; Insecta; Diptera; Drosophilidae. Gene Ontology annotation, molecular function: protein binding. The record is from RefSeq and is a predicted model, not a curated record.
CUUGCGUCGAGUCGUGGUCGUGAGUGUUGCAGACGAAUAAUAACAAACGACAUAGAGAUGAACGAAGACUCUGACAGAUGUUCCCUCUCAACACCAUGCGGUCGUUUCGACUCUGCUCGGGCAAUAGACGACCACGAUGCGACAGACGACGACAUGACCUUCUGCAUGUCAAACUACGCCAAGGAAGCGCUUAAGAUGAUGUUCAUGAUGCGGUCCCAUGGGAUGCUCACAGACGUUGUGCUCGAGGUAAAGAAGGAGCUCUUUCCCGCACACAAGGUGGUUCUGUCUGCCGCAUCUCCAUACUUUAAAGCCAUGUUUACUGGCGGACUGAAGGAGUCCGAGAUGUCGCGUGUGCAGCUCCAGGGGGUAUGCCCGACGGCAAUGGCCCGCAUUCUCUAUUUUAUGUAUACUGGACAAAUACGCGUCACAGAAGUCACCGUCUGUCAACUUCUGCCUGCUGCAACCAUGUUUCAAGUGCAGAAUGUCAUUGAUGCGUGCUGUGCGUUUCUGGAGCGCCAGUUGGACCCGACCAAUGCCAUCGGCAUUGCGAAUUUCGCCGAACAACACAGCUGCACCGAGCUGCAGAAGAAAGCAAACUAUUUCAUAGAGCGACACUUCAUGCAAGUAUGCCAGGAAGAGGAGUUUUUGCAGCUGUCCGCCUAUCAGUUAAUAGCGCUUAUAAGACGGGACGAAUUGAACGUGCAGGAGGAGCGCGAUGUAUACAAUGCUGUCCUGAAAUGGGUGAAGUACGACGAGGACAAUCGCCAUUCCAAAAUGGAGCAUAUUCUUGGCGCUGUGAGAUGCCAAUUUCUAACGCCCAACUUCCUUAAGGAGCAGAUGAAAAACUGUGACGUGCUCCGUAAGGUUCCCGCCUGCCGCGAAUAUUUAGCCAAGAUUUUCAAAGACUUAACAUUACACAAGUGCCCAGGCGUGAAGGAGCGUACACCAAACACGACGCGCAUGAUAUUCGUCGCUGGCGGAUUCUUCCGUCAUUCCUUGGAUAUAUUGGAAGCGUACAAUGUAGAUGACAAGACGUGGACCACCUUACCGAAUCUGCGCAUCCCACGUUCCGGUCUGGGAGCGGCGUUUCUUAAGGGCAGAUUUUACGCAGUGGGCGGACGAAACAAUAACAUUGGCUCUUCAUACGACUCCGACUGGGUAGAUCGAUAUAGCGCCAUUAGUGAGACGUGGCGGCCCUGUUCUCCGAUGUCUGUGCCGCGUCAUCGAGUCGGGGUGGCAGUUAUGGACGAGCUAAUGUAUGCCGUUGGUGGAUCUGCAGGAAUGGAGUACCACAAUACUGUUGAAUACUAUGAUCCUGACCAAGAUCGAUGGACUCUCGUCCAGCCCAUGCAUUCCAAGCGCUUAGGCGUUGGCGUUGUGGUUGUCAAUCGUCUGCUUUACGCCAUUGGUGGCUUUGAUGGCAACGAGCGCUUGGCCAGUGUAGAAUGUUAUCAUCCGGAAAACAACAAAUGGAGCUACUUACCUCCACUGCAAACGGGUCGCAGUGGAGCAGGUGUAGCUGCCAUUAAUCAGUAUAUCUACGUCGUGGGUGGAUUUGAUGGCACUCGGCAGCUAGCUACGGUAGAGCGAUAUGACACGGAAAACGAAACUUGGGAUAUGGUAGCGCCAAUACAAAUCGCACGGAGCGCUCUUUCGCUCACCUCACUCGAUGGCAAGCUGUACGCGAUUGGUGGCUUUGAUGGCAACAACUUUUUGUCAAUUGUAGAAGUAUACGAUCCGCGUUCGAACACUUGGGAACAGGGCACGCCAUUAAACUCUGGUCGCUCUGGCCACGCCUCCGCAGUUAUAUACCAGCCCUCCUGCGCCUCCACAUUUAUGGACUACGAAGAAACAGUAAUACCCAAGCGUGAUGACAGCAAUGAUGAAAGGCAGAACGACUCCUCUCAAUAUCCCUUUGGAGGUAGAAGCCCAACCUUUGCAGGCAUUCCAUCCAAUAUGCAGUUUCACGCAUCCUACGGGGCCGGCGGGUGCCAUAAUUGCGAGCCAAACAUGAAACCGAGUAACAAUGAUUUGGCGGCCUUAAGUAUGAGACAUGUUGCUGAAGAAAUUGCCAAACAGUCUCGUUAUAUGUCAAGCAUUCGACAGUUUAACGAUAACCUAAGGAAUCGGGAUCCUACGGAUAGCCAUUGCAAGAGUCCGCCCUCAAAUGCAGUCAAUGCACAGAGACGCUGCAUAUUGAUCCCAAUGUGUAUAGCCAUGCAAAAUAUAAUAAAUAAGAGCUUGGAAUGGCACUAUAAAAAGAUCACAACAACGCCAUGACAAUUAUUUGGAUAGCCGAAAGAGUUUUUGUGAAGCCAAAUAAGCCAAUUACUAUAGUGUAACCAUUCACAUACAUAUAGUUAAUAUUCCAUUUCGUUAACCAUUCCAGCCGAACAUGUUAACAUACAAACGUAGCCUAGGUGUGCAAUUUCAUAAUUGAACCAUUAAUGACUUAACUCAUUGUAUUCAAAAUAUAUAGUAGGUGAUUGUAUGGAUGUAUCUAUUCAGACGAGGAUAUGCAAUAUAAUAAGAUGCCUUUUAUAAGUUAACGCCUAAUUAAGUAGAUUAA